UAUGAAUUUCUAUCCAAUUGACUUUGAAGAACAAGCCUCUUAAUGUACUAAUUUUAUAUAUUUCUAGAGUUAAUUAAUGAACCCUUCAUUGAAUAAACAAAUGAAUCCUUAUACUAUGAAUAUGACCAAAGUGCUUAUUAAGAGCCUGAAUAACUAAAUACUUUUGAUGGGUAUUUACAAGAAGAGCCUGUCCUUUUGUUUAAUUAUGUGGAAGAAGCACCAAAAAAGAAAACUAAACAUGUUAACAGAAAAUCAAAAAAAAUUAGAAAAGCUGAUUCAGAAACAGACGUUCCUUCAGGAAAAAGAAUGAAAUCUCGUAUUACUAAUAAUGACGUCUUGAAAUUAUAGUAAUGUUAGAGAUUAAAAACAAUAAUCUCUCAAAUGGAGGCUCUCUUACAAUAAACAAGAACAUCAAUUUUCAAUCAAUAUAUGAAAAAUCACACUAAGUGACCUC
Molecule: messenger RNA, 454 nt
Organism: Paramecium pentaurelia
Lineage: Eukaryota; Ciliophora; Oligohymenophorea; Peniculida; Parameciidae
Source: the annotation of a GenBank genome assembly